Molecule: messenger RNA, 183 nt
Organism: Racocetra fulgida
Lineage: Eukaryota; Fungi; Glomeromycota; Glomeromycetes; Diversisporales; Gigasporaceae
Source: the annotation of a GenBank genome assembly
AUGAGACAAACGAGAGUAGAAGAUGAUAUCAUUGAAGAUGAUGACUUAUAUGAAGAAUGUAUAAAUAAACAUAAUGAUGAAGACGUAAACAAGAACGACGAAUAUAAAGAAAUUACUGAUAAAAAUAAUGAUAAUAGAAAGUCUAUACACGAUUGUGAAAAGCCAAACAAAGGCAAAGAAAAA